Purpureocillium takamizusanense is the source of this 4563-nucleotide messenger RNA. It is a transcript of the gene BST1, whose product is annotated as GPI inositol deacylase. Gene Ontology annotation, cellular component: endoplasmic reticulum. Bases 554 to 3967 code for a protein of 1137 amino acids. Gene Ontology annotation, biological process: endoplasmic reticulum to Golgi vesicle-mediated transport; GPI anchor metabolic process. Gene Ontology annotation, molecular function: phosphatidylinositol deacylase activity. Lineage: Eukaryota; Fungi; Ascomycota; Sordariomycetes; Hypocreales; Ophiocordycipitaceae. The transcript has 2 exons. The record is from RefSeq and is a predicted model, not a curated record.
CCAACCACCCCCCCCAUUUCUCACGCCAUUUGUCCCAUUCUGCCGCUGCCUCUUGCUGGCUUCCUAACUCCGUCUCGACAUGUUGGGCAGGGCAGGAGAGGCAACUGGUCCGUCCAUUCGUUUCGCAGCCGCUUGAGGCCAUUGACCCGUCCCUCGAGUGCAUACCUACUUCGUCAAUCGGCCGACCGACCUUUGCUUCGAGUUGCAUCAGCUGUGGCUUGGCAGAACCAAGCUCGCAGCCGCCGCCCGCACGACACACGGGCAAUCAGUCGGCGCAUGACACCGCCCGCGAUAAUACGCCUCUUUACUUCACGCCAGAGCCGACGAACCGAACCACCCCCCGCCCGAGAGCGUUUGGGGAAAAUCACAAAGGAGGCGUGCUUGAUCAAUUCGCUACCCGAAGUCGCCGAGAGUUAGAGACAGUCCGCGGCAGAACGGGAAGCUCGACAGAAAGAGGGAGCGAGAGAGAGAGAGAGAGAGAGAGAGGGAGAAAAGGAGAGCGGAGGUCGAGCAACCGCCUCGCCUCUUCCCUCCGCACGACCGGUUCUUCUCCAUGCCAGACCGCCCUCUCGCACGGACCGAUGACGGCGACGAAACUUCCUACUCCCGCGAGGCACCUGAUGCCGACCGACCUAGGGACGACGACGAUCACAACGGCAGCCGCCUCAGCCGCAAGGCAUCACCCGCCGGUCUCAAGUCCCGGCCGUCCUCUGCUAGAAGCCGACGUCAGAAUAGUGCCGACUGGAUGCAUCCAAACGGUCACAAUGGGGCUGCGCCAGGCCGCAAGAUGACUUCGGCUGCCCUGUCUCAAGCGGCCCUCGCCAUGGGCAAGCUGGCACCUCCGUCUUCAGCGGGGGCGUCCAGGUUGAAGCCGCGGCGUAGCCCUUGGUCUAUGUCACUGCUCGUCCUCGUUACCGCCACCCUUGGCAUUGCUAUGCUAUCAGCCAUUCUGAAAUCUCUUGUCAGCUACUACGUGGAACCAAAGGGGUGUCGCAUGUCCUAUAUGCGGCCGUCGUACAUUCACUACUCCGACUUCGACACUGAGCACACUCGCUUCGCCACUAAAUACUCCCUCUAUCUGUAUCGCGAACAAGGGAUAGACGAUGAGAUCAAGUUGCGCGGCAUUCCCGUCCUUUUCAUUCCUGGCAAUGCCGGCAGUUACAAGCAGGUCCGUCCGAUCGCGGCCGAGGCGGCCAACUACUUUCACGAUAUUCUGCAGCAGGAUGGUGUAUCGGUCGGAUCCGGCGUCCGCAAGCUCGACUUCUUCACGGUCGACUUCAACGAGGACAUUACCGCCUUUCAUGGGCAGACGCUGCUAGAUCAGGCCGAAUACUUGAACGAGGCGAUCCGCUACAUACUCGCCCUGUACUCUGACCCUCAGCGAUCUGACCGCGAUUCCAAUUUGCCGGAUCCCACGUCAGUCAUUGUCUUGGGCCAUUCAAUGGGUGGCGUCGUGGCUCGUGCCAUGUUGGUACAGCCAAACUAUCAGGCCAAUUCCAUCAAUACCAUCAUCACCAUGUCAGCACCGCACGCUCGCCCCCCCGUCACUUUCGAUGGGCAAAUUGUGCAGAUUUAUGAUGAGAUAAACGAUUACUGGCGCCAUGCCUACGCACAAAAAUGGGCCAACGAUAACCCCCUGUGGCACGUCACACUCGUUUCCAUUGCCGGCGGCAGCCUUGACACGGUGGUGCCGUCAGACUACGCCAGCUUGGAGUCGCUUGUGCCCGACACACACGGCUUCACCGUGUUCACAACGGGCAUCCCCACGGUCUGGACGAGCAUGGAUCACCAGGCAAUCCUCUGGUGCGAUCAAUUCCGAAGAGUGGCUGCGCGCGCCUUGUAUGACAUUGUCGAUGUCGAGCGCGCCUCGCAGACAAAGCCCCGGGCAGACCGCAUGCGCCUACUCAAAAAGCGCCUUCUCCCGGGAAUAGAGGCCGCCACCGAGAGAACCUUGCCAGCCCGGGCAGCGACCACGCUCUUGACCCUGGGGGACGAGGCCAGCCGCAUUGUUCCGGCCGGCUCGCGCCUGGUGGUGCGCAACCUGGGGAGCCAGUCUAGGCGCAUGGCUCACCUGAUUCCAAUCCCGCCGCAGGGCUCCCCGGGCCUCAAGCGCUUUACGCUGUUGACAGAUGCCGCACUGCAUGACGCGGGCAACGACGCACCUCUCGAAGUCCUCCUGUGCAGCGUCUUCGCCUUUCAGCCGAGCCUGGCCAGCCCCCAAUUCUCCAGACACGUCGAUCUCUCCGGUGGGAGCGGCGCGCCUACAAAGCUGGCGUGCAAGAACGCCGCGUCUGACUCGACUCUGGUCCCGGCAUCCACGACGUCAACGGAGCACCCCUUUUUCCUAGAGCGCGAAAAGCCGGUCCAGCCCUUUUCGUAUCUGCAAUAUGGACUGGAGCACCUGUUGGACCACCAAUUCAUCGCCGUCCUCGAUCAAAGCCUGACACCUCGUCAAGAAUUUGUCGUGGCCGAAUUCAGCGACCAGGACGACUUCGGCCGGAAGCAAGGUCUGAGCCUCUCGCAGCUGCUCACUAUCGGCAUGUCGUUGACUCUUCCCGCCAACCGACCCGUGGUCGUCGACGUCAACGUCCCUGCUGCGGUUUCUGCUCUCCUAGCCUUCCAGUUGCGCAUUGAUCAGCCCAGCUGUUCCGCAUCCUCGAGUUUAUUUGCACCCAUGGUGCGGCAGUUCUUGGAGAAACCGUACGAAUCAAAGUACUUUGUCAAUGUCCGUCAAGCCCCCAUCAGCUUCCACGGCAUUGCGCCCUACAUGCUGCCUCCGAUGCAACCAAACGACGUGGUCGGGCUGGGCUUUCAGUUCUGGUCAGACCCCUUGUGCGACUCGCCUCUUCAUAUCCGCCUCACGCUGGACCUCUGGGGCAGUUUGGGCAAACUGUACAUGCGAUACCGGACAGUCUUUGCAGCGUUUCCCCUUCUGGUGGCCACCAUGGUGUUGCGAAAGCAGUUUCGCGUGUACGACGAGACUGGCAUCUUCAUAUCUUUUGCAGAGAGUCUCGACCUGUCUUUGCGGCGCUCUAUACCCCUGCUUUUAUUGUCCCUGACGCUCUUGUCCGUGUCUCUUGGCCGCAGCAACCUCACGCUUGGAAUCGGAUCGGCCUUUGGGCGGGCUGGGCCGGAUCGGCCGGCUGGCUUUGGGCGAAACGAGCUGUUGAUCGGCACAGAAGAUCCCUUGUUUUGCCCCUUGAUCUCGAUCAUUGGCAUCGUCUGCGUUGGUGUUUGCGCAGUCUUGCAUUAUGUCGUGCUUGGACUGACGCGGAUGCUGGGUCUCGUGUACGGUCUCCUCACUGGCGCUGGCGCUGGCGGUGCAAACGGCCCCGACCAUGCCCGACGAACACACUCGCCAGCCGCCAUAUCGUCGACGGCCACCCCGCGCAGGCGAAUGAUCUCGACAGCCAUCUUGCUCUUCUUGGUCUCGACCUUUAUACCGUACCAGUUUGCCUAUCUCGUGGCCUGUCUGGUGCAGCUCUUCACCACCGCCCGAGCGUUUCGCCUCGCAACUACUGCAAGCUCAGCCGCCGAUGCCAACUUCCAUCAUUACGCCCACUCAAUAUUGCUUCUAAUGAUGUGGGUGCUGCCAAUCAACCUCCCCAUCCUCGCAGUCUGGGUACGGAACCUGGCUGUCCACUGGCUCACUCCCUUCUCCUCUCACCACAACGUCCUGUCCAUCAUGCCGUUCAUACUGCUGGUCGAAAAUCUCACCACCGGACGCAUGGUGCCACAGAUUCCGAGCGGGCUUCGUCACGUUACAAGCAUCCUCCUGUUCGGGACAGCAUUGUGCGCCGCAGUGUACGGCGUAUCGCACGCCUACGUCCUGCAUUACCUUGUGAACGUUGUGGCCGCCUGGCUCGUUGUUUUGCACUCCACCUCGGACUCGUGGUCGCUGACGACGCUCGGCGCCAUGUUUGAAGAGGACGCCGGCGACGACAGAAAGGGGCCCAAGGCACCGUGAUGCCCCGGUUUCUUACUGAGCCCUCUGGCUGUCGGCGGCGCGAAAAGGGGAGAUGAGUUCAAGGUGUAAACGGUCAAGGUCCUCCUCACGCCACAUGCGCGCCUGUACGAGACUUCGAGGCGGCAACAUGUGCGAACACACACGGGCGCGCACACCCACGUACAUGCACAUCCAUACUUAUAUUGACAGCAAGCGACGUUAAUUCCUAGCUGGGGCUUAGGGACCUGUGCUUGCUUCCGGCUCUUCGAUAGGCGGAGACGAUAACACUCUCGGCGCCUCUCGGAGAAGGUGGACUGCUUCAGAGUCGCUUUACUUGCAUUCCGUCGGCGUUUGGGCUUCACUCGGUAGGAGCAUUGCAGAAUAGUUCAUUUGGGGUACCUAGGGUAUUGUUCGGUCCUCGAUUCUUUUGAAUAGUCUGGCAGUAGUCUUUCGCCGCUUCGCUAAUGCCGAAGAAGGAGCACGGUAGAGCACAAUGCACGACGUGGGAUCUAAUCAUGGUGCUUGACACCGGGAAAGACAUUAGGGGACGAUUAGGUUCCGCAUUCGGCUGUACAUAUACACGUGAUAAUCGCAAGCGUUGAAGUAAUCGAAUGCGC